Wyeomyia smithii (pitcher-plant mosquito) is the source of this 15668-nucleotide messenger RNA. It is a transcript of the gene Ack-like, whose product is annotated as activated Cdc42 kinase-like. The coding region runs from base 628 to 4968 and encodes 1446 amino acids. The record is from RefSeq and is a predicted model, not a curated record. Gene Ontology annotation, molecular function: ATP binding; protein binding; protein tyrosine kinase activity. Lineage: Eukaryota; Metazoa; Arthropoda; Insecta; Diptera; Culicidae. Gene Ontology annotation, biological process: protein phosphorylation. The transcript is spliced from 8 exons.
GCAGCAGAUAGCAUCGAACCUUCACCGUCGUCGGUUGUAGCGUAGCGAGAAAGAAGUGCGUACGUUCGAGAAAAAAAACAGUAGUGCUUUUCCCCCCCUUGUUGCCUUCGUGGAUUGUGUUUUAUAACAAUAAUAAUAGGAGUAAUUGCACUUGAAAUUCACCCAGAGCAGGUUGCACUCUUGCUUUCAUUUCGCUAAUAAGCAAACAGCGGUAAUUGUGUGCCAGACAGAUUUUCGAGUUCCGCCGAGGUUGGAUCCCUUCUGAGUGGUACGUGAGAAAAGCACCCAGUGAAAAAAAAGCAAUAAAAAUACGAUUUCGGGGCGUGUGACAUGUCUGGGAAUAAAAAGGUGGUUCUGAAAUUGUGAAAAUCAAUAGCAUCCGGUAGGCUGCGAAACAUUCGACGACCGUGAAGCUGUGUCGUGUUGUGGAAAGUUUCACUUUCCCGUUUAUUAGUCGCAGUCUAAGGCAGGAAAAAUCUGAAUCAGUGGUUUUCUGUUGGUAGUGCACCAGUGGAAAAGCUUCCGGAUGAUGGCGACGACGGUUUUGACGUUGCAGUAAAAUAGCAGCAGCACCCGAAGAAACGUAUCAAGACUAAUCGAAACUGGAGUGGACCGAGACGCUUCACAAUGGAAACAAAAACGAUGGACCUCUACGAGUUCCUCGUAGAAUCGGAGCUGCAGCAGUACUACAAUUCACUCAAAAAUGAUCUGAAAAUCACCUCCAUAGCGCACCUGAAGUACGCCACCGACGAAGAUCUCCGCCAGAUGUGCGGCCUGUCCCGGCCGGAGAUACGCCGCCUGCGCAAGUAUUACGAGAAGUAUUUUCCCCACGGCUACCUGAACAAGAUCAAACGGCUACUGCACGCACCGAAAAAAGACGAAGGGGGUCUCGGUAGUCCGCCUUCAACGGUGGAACCGCUGAAAACCUGCCCGUCGCCCAGCAAGAUUCCCAACAACAAGCACAUAAUUCCGGCCGAUGCCAUCACGGUGAACAAACAGCUCGGAACGGGAGAAUUCGGCAUCGUGCAGCAGGGCGUUUGGACGAAUGGCACCGAGCGGAUUCAGGUGGCAAUCAAGUGCCUCUGCCGGGAGCGGAUGCAGUCCAAUCCGAUGGAGUUCCUAAAGGAGGCAGCCAUAAUGCACUCCAUCGAGCAUGAGAAUAUUGUGCGACUGUACGGCGUGGUGCUAGACACCGAGUCGCUCAUGCUAGUGACCGAGCUGGCUCAUCUCAGGUCGCUGCUGGAAUGCCUCAAGGAUCCCGGCUUAAGGGUGAGCUUUCUGACAGUUCCAACUCUGUGUGAGUUUGCAGCACAAAUUUGCAACGGUAUGAUGUACCUAGAGAACAAACGACUGAUUCAUAGAGAUUUGGCAGCAAGAAAUAUUCUAGUGUUUAGUAAGAACAAGGUGAAAAUAUCGGACUUUGGAUUAUCGCGGGCGCUUGGUGUCGGCAAAGAUUAUUAUCAAACCAAUUUUAAUGUGAAUCUUAAGCUGCCCAUUGCGUGGUGCGCUCCGGAAUGCAUAAACUUUCUCCGGUUUACGAAUGCCUCGGAUGUUUGGGCAUACGGAGUGUGUCUAUGGGAAAUUUUCUCCUACGGAUUCCAACCGUGGGCAGCGCUAACCGGUCAUCAGAUUCUAGAAGCGAUAGAUGAACCAAACUAUCAGCGUUUAGAAAAACCGGAAUGUUGUCCGAAAGAAUACUAUUCGCUGAUGUUGAAAUGUUGGCAGCAUGAUGCCGCAAAGCGACCCAAGUUCUCGGAAAUCUACCUGCUUCUGCCAGAUAUGAAGCCAGAGCAGCUGAAAACCAUUGUCUCGUUUAGCGAGCCGAAAAAGGACUAUCUUUUGUAUCGACAGGGAGAAAUCAUCACCGUGCUGGACAAGAGCACCAACUCUCCCUACUGGAAGGGUGUACUGAACUCGGGUAAAACUGGACUCUUCAAUCCGGCAAAUACCGUCGCCUAUCUGGACAGUCUUCCAUCGUCGAUCAAUCGCGAUAGCUUCAGCAGGACUGCAGAACGUACAAGCAAGCGUAAGAUAAGAACCGAUAUGAUCUCGCGACCGCAGAACGACCUAAAACACACGGGACACGUGGGUAUCGAUGGUGCCUAUUUUGGUGAUGUAGCCUUCCUUGCCAGUCCACAAAAUCUUCCCCGACAGAUCGUAACACCAUACAAGCCUUCGGAAGAUCUAGAACAAACGCCACUUUUGCUGCCACCAACUCCCACUAGCCCGGACUCGAUCCAGACGGCCAGUGGUUACUUUUCGGAAACACUGCAAACCCGACAUCAAAGCUUCGUUAAUGCCGGCGAAAAUCACGACCGUUCCACUGUUGACAGUGGUUUAGCUAGUGCAUUCGAUUUUCGCAACAGCGGCUUCAAGGACAGCAACCCGUUCAUUAAUGUCGACGUCAACGGAGACGCCAGCACGCACAAUCAAACUAAGGAAGCAAAAUCGUCAGACAAUCAUCAAGAUCCUCACGAAUAUCACGAAAUUUCCGACGAUGAUAUACCAACGGAAAAGGUGUUCGACCAUGGCACCUCACUACUGGACGAAAUGGAAUACAUGUUCAAGUCGAUGACAACGGCAACCGAGCAGCAACAUCAGCUGCCACCGCUUUCGCCCGAUGUCGAGAACACCAACAAGCGAAACGAGCUGACCGAGCUAUCAUCCAAACUAAAUCGCAAAAACAGCUCGAGUUCUGGAACUGUUAACAAUAAAACUGGAAGUAAAUCGAAAAAGAGAACAAGUACCGUGAAGCCAAUAUCGGUGAAGGAUGAAAAGCUGCUGAAUCAAGCCAUCGAAAUAGCCAAUGAAAUCAGCGCAAAAUCGAUGACCGACCUGGUUUCGGACUCGAGCCAGCAGACGUCCAGUCCGAAGCGCAAGUUUAGCUUCCGCUUUCCGCACAUUCAUGGUGUCGUGGGCGGCGGUGGCAGUGGUGGCAGCGGAGGCAGCGCCGGCAGCAGCCAUCAUCACUCUUCCGGUUCGGGUUCGACCGGAGUGGGAGGCGGGGGUGGUUCGGCCAGUGGUAGCCGGGGCAGCGGCUCCGACAAGGACCAUCUAGCUUCGUCGGCGUCCGGGCAUCAUCACGGUAUCGGAACGUUCGCCAGUGCUUACCGCGAGAGGAGAAACUUUUCCGAAGAGGCGAAGAAUGUGCCAGACUUGCAUCAGCGCUACCGUUCGCUGACCGGUAUCGAAAGUUAUCGAAAUAACGACAUCCGGAUACCGCUGUUCGAUAAAAAAUCGUCGGAUUUUUGCUUCGAGAAAAGUCGAGAGUUGCUUAGCAAACCGUUCGGUUUGGAUAUAUCGACGGCAACGCUCGAUGGGCGCCACUUUGACAAGAAAACGCGUGACCUAAUAGGGGAGAACCUGAUGGACAUCGAGAAGACGCUGAAUGCACUGAACUUGGACUUUUUGCAGACCUAUCAGGAGUUGGAGAAGGCCGACUCAGCGGAGACGCUGUUCGGUGAAAGUUAUGGCAGUGGCGGUGGAGUUCCGUAUCGGAAAAGUCCUCCGGCUAGUUCGCUGGUUCGGGGUUCCUCGCUGGAGAGUAGUACCACUAGGAUACUGCCGGUGGAGAAAGGUGGUAGUGGUGGGGGAAGUGGGGGUUCUUCUGUGACGGGGAAAAGUCCUCCCACUAAGAAGCAAUAUGAAAUGAAUUUGUACUCCGAGCUGAUCGGCAGUGGGGGGACGCUGCGCUCACCGAAAGGGAUUCCGAUUAGAGAUUUUAAGUUCCGUCAAGGGAUCGAUCCUAAAAGACAGGGCCGGUCGGAUUAUUAUAAUAUGAAAAAUGAGUAUCUGUCGGAUUUAACGCGUAAGCAGCAGAAUCAAGUGCUCGCGUCAUCUCCGGUUAAAAAGACUGCAAACUCGAGUAAUCAAUCGAUCAAUCAAUUGUACCAGAUUUAUAAUACUCCAAUGCAGGGUAGAAAGUAUGACGAUUCCAGCGCACAGAAUCGACAGCGUUCGCUUUCUUUUACCGAGAAUUACGAGCUGAAAUCACCGACAUCGAUCGAGGCUCAGUUGUUGAACAUUUGCCAGUCGAAGCAUGCUUUACACGCUCCACUACAGCCGAAAACAGUUGCUUCCCGUAAGGUGAUAACCUACAAACCAAAGAGCAUUCGAGCUAGAAAUCUUAGACGACUCAGCUAUAAUCCUAUCAGCAUGAUCGACAGUUCAUCUUCCAGUAGCGAGAGUGAACUCGAUCGAAACCACGCCCACUCGGAGUGUGAUAUUCGAUCGAGGCUCAGUUCGCGCCGACGCCGUCAGUACAUGCAGCGACGCUCGAAUAGUAACAGCGCGAGCAGCCAGGACAAGCUGUACGGCUCAAAUGCCAGCAUUAAAAGUGCUCCCCAAUAUAAUUACAACAGUGAUCGACAGUUUUACAAUUAUCCUUUCAACUACACCGACUACGCAGACAAUGACGACGAUGAGGAAAAUAUUUACGACUUUGGACGAGGUUCAGUAGCUCCUCCGCCACCCCCGGCCAAGUACGCGAACGAUCCGACUCCUACUCCGCCUCCCCCAGCGUCAUACGCAAACAAAACUCUCGAACGAGACUUUCUCUAUUCGGAAUUCGACGUUUCGAAGCUGACCGGCAAGAGUCCGACCACCCAAAGCUACUUCACUGCUCAGCAGCAAUCGAAUCAGCUGCCGUCGCAGUUACCUGUCUCUACGGUAGCGUCGGUAGCAACGGUUACGGCACCCUCGCAACCCCAACCGGCCUUCCAGUGGCCGGAGAAGAUUCACGGUGCCAUCGUGAAGCACAACGACAUGCUGUGGCGGCAGAAACAGCUCUACGGUGGUUCGGUGGUCAGCUCCAGCGGUGGCGGGGGAGUUACUGCAGCAGUAGUCACUGUCGGCACCGGCGGACCUAACGACGUUCGCUACUCGAGCGAAACUUCCUCCACCGAGACAGACUCGGUCGACUUUCGGCGCGAGUUUGUACCCGGGAUGCCGCCCAGUCCGGCACCGUGAGGGUACCCGCACCAGAAGGGCGCCAGUGGCGGCGAAGUGAGGAUCGUUUGAUGCUAGACCCGAGAAUCAGCUCCUAUCCGUCCAGCACGAGAUGUCUUUUGGAGUUUUAGUUUUACGAACGAUCUUCACUUUAGCAUGUCGAUUUCCUGGGACCCUUCGGGAAAAGUGGACUACGUUGAUGAGGGGCUGUUGGAGCUUUUUUACUGCUAGAUGAAACUCGGAUGCUGAUACUGAGGCUUGAAUGGAAUUACAGAAAAGGAAAACUACUAUUUAUUCGAUGAAGCUAGAAAGGCUAAGCCAAUAUAUUGAUUACAACACAACACAGCUGCAGGGUCAAUAUUGUAAACAAAUAUGAAGAAAAACUUAACUACUAAAUAUGCAUGUAACAGAACAGAAACCUAUAUUAUGAAGCAUGCUCAGAGUUCAACAAAUUUUUCAACAAGACGCGUUACGUAUUAGAAUGUUGUUAGUAGACAGAAGACAUUAAAUACACACAGACACACUUACACACAUUUCAACUCAAUAAGGCAAUCCACGAGACAGUUGCGAUCAGCUGAUUUCAGUCUGUUUUCAACUUAUGACAGCUUUAGGUAUGUUCGAUCGGUCUCAACUUGGAUGCAAUCCGGAUCCAGAAGCGUGAAAAACAAAUGUUAUCCGAUCGGUAGCCAGGGGCGGAUUAACGCGUAGGCGAAGCAGGCGGUCGCCUGCUCGUCAAUCAUCGAGGGGCGGCAAACAGACGGCUAGUGCGUGUGCUUAUUUUUUAAGCGACGAGGAAUUUUUUUCUCUCGCUAGCAGCAUUUCCAUUCACGUACGACGCAACCAGACAUGUGCCAUACAAUUUGCAGGAUGCGAAAGGUGAUGGCCUUACGAACUACAUACUUGAUAGAGCUCGUGAGACUUUAUCGUGAACCAAAGUAAUAAUUUAUUAAAAGUAAUAUUUUGUGCUAUUGGGGAAAGUUGUUUGUUGUCAGAGCUUCGAGCUUAGUGAUACAGAACUUUUCAAUGCAAAUAUCGCGCACUCACACAAAUAACUACAUCCACAUUUUUAUGUACUAACGUUGUACUCACACUCCACAUGUCACAGUCUUCUUGCAAAAUUUCAGCUCAGUCGGACUUCGAAAAGUGGUGGCUCAAAGCAGUCAAAGUUUAAUUUUUUCGGCCGAUAAAAAAUGCACAGGUAGUUUGUAAAAUGUUCGAUAUUGAAAAAAAUGGUUUUAGAAAUGCAUGAAACGUCGAGAUCUGGUAUAAUCUCUUGAACUUUUUUUGUAAAAAUCAAUUUUUGUAAAAAUCAAUCCGUUCCAUGCGGCAACCAUUCUCUCAAUCUUGUUGUUAACGAUGGUGCCAAGUCAUGUUUUGAUGCAGUAGACUUUUUCAGUGUCGUGCAAGAAAAUUUCAACUUCUUUUCUGCAUCAACUCAUCGUUGGAGUGUUCUCAAAAAACACAUCACUUCUCUUAAGGUAAAGCCUCUGAGUGGAACGCGUUGGGAAAGUCCCCUACAAAAAUCACGAGACGAAAACAGUCAGCGAACUGGAAUUUCCCUUGUAAACUAUUUAAUUCAUUUUAACCGCAGUGAGGUUAAUAACUUGAAAUUUUUUGAAAAAGCACAUGCUUUAUAUAACGUGCGUAUAAAAUAGGAAGCUUAUAGGAAGUUUGGCGGAGGUGAAAAGCAUAUCACCCAAUGCCGUAUUUGCCAACGUUAUGGCCAUGGUUCAAAGUUCUGUAACAUGGACCAAAAAUGUCUCAUUUGUGGAGACUCUUCUCACAAAAAGGACACAUGUCCUGUGAAAGAGAGUAAAAAUUUUCGCUGUGCGAAUUGUAACGGCAACCAUAUGUCGAAAUUUUAUCAAUGCCCAGCCCGUUUAGCAAUUGUUAGGGCAAGGCAAGGUAAGCAAAAUUCAAAACAAACUUCGAAAGUGACGCAUAGUUUACCUACUUCUUUGCAUACCCGUUUAACAUAUGCACAGGUUACAGGUAGUUCGAACAUUCUACCGCCUAAUGUUGGUAGUUCGAAAAUGACCGCUAAUAUGGGUAAGCAAAACAAGCUAGAAAAUAAUUGUACACUUAUUACCCCAGCUAAUAUUGCUACCGAAAAUAUUUUUUCUAAUGUCAACUGCCUGGGGCCUAUUACGGCAGGUAAACUUUCUUUUCUGCAACAAGCAAUGUUCGAUCUUAUGAACGCCAUGUUGCAGGCAAAAUCAAUGUUUGAAGCCAUUCAAAUAGGCACAAAUUUUACUAUUAAAAUUGUUUCUAAUUUAAAAUUUAGCAAUGAUUUUAAAUAAACCGAUCAAAAUUUUGGAUUGGAAUGCUCGCUCAUUGAAGGCCAAUGAGAAUGAGCUUUUUAAUUUUUUAACAGUAAAUAAUGUGCAUAUUGCAAUUAUUACUGAAACAUUUUUGAAACCUAACAUAAAAUUAAAAUAUGAUCCCAAUUACGUGGUUCAUAGAUAUGAUAGGAUUCAGGGUUCCGGCGGUGGAGUUGCAAUUGUUAUUCAUCGCCGAAUCAAACAUCGUGCUCUUCCCCAUCUUGAGACGAAAGUUAUUGAAACUUUGGGAAUUGAAGUUCAAACUGAGCUUGGGAUUUUAUUUAUUGCCGCAGCAUAUUUACCAUUUCAAUGCACACGCGAGCUCAAAAAUUAUUUUAAAGGUGAUUUACAAAAACUCAACAGAAAUCGUUCGAAAUUUUUCAUAAUCGGCGAUUUUAACGCUAAACAUCGUUCAUGGAAUAAUUCUCAAAGUAAUUCCAAUGGCAAAAUUUUAUUCAAUGAUUGUUCAUAUGUGGUGAUUACGGCUUAGCAGUCUGCUAAGCCGUAAUCACCACAUAUUGAAAAUCUACAGUCGACCUCUGAACGAACAAUGAUUGUUCUUCAGGAUACUAUUCUAUUUUGUCUCAGAAUAUUCUUACAUGCUUUUCUUCUGUAAGAAACCCACCAACAUUGAUUUGGUGCUAACAGAUCAAAGUCAUGUAUGAGCUCUGUUUUUAAUUAUAACAAGGCUAAUUGGGAAAGAUACAAAACUCAUAUUGAGAGAAAUUUCAAUAAUAAGUUUGAUUUGCAAAACGAAGUGAAUAUUGAUUCCGCUUUGGAAGCAUUAAAAUGUGCAAUUGUUGAUGCCAGGAAUUAUUAUGUUCCAAAGGCUCAAGUGAAAUUUGAUUCACCAAUAAUUGACGAAAAUCUUCAACUUCUAAUUCGUUUGAAAAAUGUCCGCAGACGUCAAUAUCAACGUUCUCGUGACCCUGUUUUUAAAACUAUUUAUAUAGUUUUACAGAAAGAGAUUAAACAUAGAUUUACUCUUCUGAGAAAUCAAAAUUUUGAGACUAAAGUUGAAAAAUUGAAACCAUAUUCAAAACCCUUUUGGAAGCUGUCGAAGAUUCUUAAGAAACUUUCAAAGCCUAUUCCAGUUUUUAAAGAUGGUGAACGUUUUCUUGUAUCCAAUGAACAAAAGGCUCAAAGACUUGCUCAGCAGUUUUAGAGUGUUCAUAACUCAAAUUUGAAUUUUGUGAGUCCAAUUGAAAUAAUAGAAGAAAUAAUUGAAACUAACUUGAAUGAGAUUAAAUCAAUUAUUAAAAAUUUCAAAAAUAUGGAAGCACCUGGUGACGAUGGAAUCUUUAAUAUACUAAUCAAACAUCUCCCUGAGAGCACAAUGGAAUUUUUAGUGAAAACUUUCAAUUGCUGCUUCAAAAUUGCAUAUUUUCCCAAAUUAUGGAAAAAUGCAAAAAUUACUCCAAUUUUAUAGCCGGACAAGAAUCCAGCUGAAGUUUCAAGUUACCGACCAAUCAGUUUGCUUUCUUCAAUAAGUAAACUGUUUGAGAGAAUUAUUCUUAACCGAAUGAUGUCACACAUCAACGAAAAUUCAAUUUUUGCAAAUGAACAGUUUGGAUUUCGCCAUGGGCAUUCCACUACUCAUCAAUUGCUCAGAGUUACUAAUAUGAUACAAGCUAACAAAUCUGAAGGCUAUUCCACUGGAGCUGCUCUUUUAGACAUAGAAAAAGCAUUCGACAGUGUUCGGCAUAAAGGUUUGAUUGCGAAAUUGCAAACUUUUAAUUUUCCAAUCAAAAUUUUGAAAAAUUAUCUUACUGAUCGAACUCUGCAGGUUAUCUAUCAGAAUUUAAAAUCUGAUAGAUUUCCUGUCAGAGCAGGUGUACCUCAAGGUUCUGUCUUGGGCCCAGUCCUGUAUAACAUAUUCACUUCAGAUCUUACUGAUUUACCUCCAGGAUGCACAAAGUCAUUGUUCUGCGAUGACACAAGCAUUUCCGCAAAAGGAAAAAGUCUUCGUGUCAUAUGCAGUCGAUUGCAGAAAAGUUUAGAUAUUUUUUCUUCCUACUUGCAAAAGUGGAAAAUCUCUCCCAAUGCUUCUAAAACUCAAAUGAUAAUUUUUCCUCAUAAGCCUAGGGCUUCUUUCCUCAAGCCAAACAAUAAUCACGUUGUCAAGAUGAAUGAGGUUAUUUUAAGUUGGUCUGACAAGGUUGGUAAGGUAAGGUAAGGACUAAUUUACGAUAAAAACUCAUUUUCAAAGAGCACAUUGAGAGUAUACAAGCCAAGUGCAUCAAAUAUACGAGAUGAUUAUAUCCUCUCAUUAACAGGAAUUCUAAACUUUGUUUAAAGAACAAACUUUUGAUUUAAAAACAAAUUUUUAGACCAGCAAUGCUUUAUGCUGUACCGAUCUGGUCAAGUUGCUGUUCAACAAGGAAGUAAACGCUCCAAAGGAUUCAGAAUAAUAUUCUGAAAAUGAUUUUGAAGCGUCCUCCUUGGUUUGGUACACUCGAAUUACAUAGACUUACUGGUGUUGAACCAUUAGAAGCUAUGUCAAAUAAAAUUAUUAACAAUUUUCGACAAAAAUCGUUGCAAUCCUCAAUUGCUACGAUAAGCUCUCUUUAUAGCCAAUAAGUUAGCAUUUAAGUAAGUUGUAAGUUUACUUUCCUUUCUUGACAAGUAGGAUUAAAUCCCUACGAAUGAUAAGUCCUAAUUACGAAAGCAAACAAAUCCUAACAAUUAAAAUUACAAAUUACUAACAGUGUUGAGAAGUCACCAUUUGUGAUUGGACACACAUACUCAUUAUUUACUAUUAUUUAUCAUAAAUACUUAAGCUACUAACAAAUCCCCCUAUAAAAAAAAUAAAAAAAAAAUGCUGUUACUCCCUUGAGGUUUAAUAUAGGAGAAAUUUAUUAUGCCUUAUAUGAAGCAAGCGAGGAUCUAAAGCAAGAUGCGUUUGCAAGAAAUACUGCUUAAAGCCUAGCGAAAAAAUUCAGAUUCUUAUGCAGUUUAGUAGCUUGGCAUUCAAUUUUGUUCAAAAUCAAUUUAGUGAGCAAGUAGGUACCUUCAAAAAAUAAAUAGCAUUCUAGAAAUCACUAUAGACUUGAUAGGCAUCGUUCAAAACUUUUUGGAAAGUAUGAAAAGUGAAGAAGGUCUGAAUAGUCAUUACUGAUGCUAAAGAACUUGCCGACAUUUUAGAAGUAAAUCCGGAAUUUCAAAUAGAAACACGAAUUUGGCCGAGAAUGAUAAAGAAACAGUUUGCAUCCGAACAGUCAGAUGAACCAAUUACAUCAGAAAUACUCUCUUUCAAAGUGAAUUUCUUCUAUUCUGUAUUGGAUGUAGCUAUUGCAUCGUUCAAGGAUCGAUUCCAGCUAAUGAAAAAUCACAAUGACAAUUUCAGCUUCUUGUAUGAUAUUCACAGUUUAAUGGGUUGUAGUACAGAUCAGUUAGAGAAAAGUUGUCUACAUUUACAGAAAAUCCUCACACACAAGAAAGAGUGUGACAUCGAUGGACAUGAAAUGAACCAAGAACUUGUUUUUCUGUCACCUAUGUUGCCAGCCGACUCCAUUGAAUGUGUUAAACUACAUUACAAAAAAUCAACUGAUUGAAACUUUUACAAACAUUUUUGUAUCUUUGAGAAUUUUACUUACUUUACCCAUUAGUGUAGCAAGUGGCGAGAGAAGUUUCUCAAAAUUAAAACUAAUAAAGACGAAUUUACGAUCGACCUUGUCGCAAGAACGUUUGUGUGGCUUGUCGAUGAUAUCGAUAGAAAGACAGGUGCCUCAAGAAAUUGAUAUGUCGGAAACGUAGGGGGAAGGGGGGCGGCAAAAUCAGUCUUCGCUUGCAGCUCAAAUCAGCCUUCGUCCGCCCCUGUCGGUAGCUCUAGUAUCGCGAGGGCCAAUCCUAAAUACAAAAAUAUAAAAUCACUUUUGAUAUUAUUGCCGACAUUAAAAGAUUUCGGUUUUGGCCGUGUUUUGAUUUUACAGUUUGAAAAACAGCAACAAUAACAAACGUACAAGCAAAAAAACGUCACCCGUGGAUUGCCUUAUCCAAACAAUACAUAAUACACAUUAGCGUUAUGAGACCAAAUCGAGUCGCUGUACGCAACAGUACUGAGCAAGUUUGGUUGCACAGACAAGCACAAAGCUUUACUUUACUUAUCCAGAAACAAGAAAUAAUACACAUUUAUGAAACUGUAUAUUUACAACUAGCAUACGUAAAUAUACCGAACUACUAUCUCCUUUUUGGCGAAUGAAGUUAGAGCAUUUUGCAGUUGAGAUAGUAUACACUGUACGGGUCAUUUCUAGAGGUUGUACGACAUUUUUCCCGAGGGAAAUUGUUCGCAAUUACCUUGGAAAACACUUGCCCGAAAAAAUAUUAAACACGAUCAUGUAUGACAAUACGACUGUUAGCUGCUUUUUUAACGUUCCACGAGAUACCUUCUGCUUGUAGGAUCUCCUCUCCAAUUGGCAGCGCUGUAGCCAACAAACUUGGUGGAUCCUCGUUUGGAAUACUCCAACUUCGUCGAUGUCUCCAUAUAGUAACGAUUUAUCUUACCAAUAUUGGUGACCUGGACUGGCACUGUAUCGAGCCACGAAAAACAGAUAUCCAGCAGCCUCCUAGAAAAACAAAUUUUCACCUCCAUGCACAAACUUUCAUCUUAACACUGCUCAUAAGGUCUUGUAUAACGUUUGGACCCACUGUUUUUUGUGUGGAAAUCCAUUUUCUCUUUAUCUUCGGUUUUACUUCCUUAGGAUGUUUCCGAAGUGCCUGCUUCAUGAUGGCCCAGUACAUACUUAUCAAUUGGCCGCAGUUCAGAGGCGUAAAUCCGGCUAGGACCAUUGUGUGACCUCAGAAGUGGGAGUAAACGCUUUUGGAGGCAUUCCUUCAAGUAUACCUGCCCAUUCAUCGUCCCGUUGUCACGAAUGGGGUACUCCGCUUUCCACACGAGCAAAUUACUUGCCAACACCUUCUGCUUCCUAACAUCCUCAGGAACUUCGAAUUUAUGAUGAGCGGUGAAGUACUGGAGCCCCGAAAGCUGCCGGAAGUUUGCUUUUACGUAUGUCUCGUCAUCCAUAACGAGGCAAAGUGGUUUCUCGGGGUCUAGAGCUUCUGUGCACGUAUUUUCGUCACCGUGCCGUUCAUUGGGAUUCGGCGCCUUCUGAACUUUGUACGUGUGUAAUCCUUCAUUUUUUUUGCAUCUUGAACGAAAGUCUUACUCAAAUGAAGUUUUUCAGCCUGAACUGUUCAGAUUCUUCUUAAAAGCUUGAACUACUCCCUUGUGAUCCUUUACACUAUACGGAGAUACAUUUUGGCCACCUUUUUCUUUCCUGUCAAUGCUCUUACCUUACCUUACCAAUCAGACGAAAGUCGUGGUGGCUCGUGUUGUAUCAUAAAGUUGGCGUAAUGCUACUCAGUUUUGGGCUGUGUUUCGCCAGUUCCCCAGGCGUCUCAUCACCCGCAAGUCGCAAGUCUCCUUCGAUCUGAUCGAGCCAUCGUGCACGCUGCGCCUCUCUAUUUCUGGUGCCGGCAGGGUUGCUGAAGAGAAGAGAUUUUACAGGUUUGUCGUCCGGCGCCCCAACGACGUGACCGGCCCACCGCAACCCAUUAAUUUUCGCCAGGUGUGCAAUGGGGUUCUCUCCAGGCAGCGCGUGCAUUUCGUAGUUCAUGCGCCGUCGCCGUUCUCCUUCGUCCGUUUGUACUCCACCGUCGAUACUCCACAGCACCUCCCGUUCGAAAAUUCCAAGACUGUUAAGGUCCUUCGCGAGAAGCGUUGUUGUGCCGAUUCCGUAUAGAACUGCCGGUCUUAUCAGGGUUUUGUACAGCGUCAACUUCCUGCGUCGUCGCACUCGACUCUAUCGAAAUAUCUUCCACAGUAGGCACGAUUUAUAGCCUGGAUGCGUCUCAGAAUCUCUUUGCUGGUGUUAUCGUCGGUGGUCACGAAAGCUCAUCGCCGUCUACAGAGACUUGAGUUGGGAAUCUGAUGUUGGAGCCUCUCGCUCGCAUGUAUUUCAUUUUCGACGCUGUUAUUCGCAGUCCGAUUCGUUCGGCCCGGUUUUCAGUCGGGCGUAAGUUUCCUCCACCGCCUUUGCAAAGUUACGUGUUAUGAUGUCAAAGUCAUCUGCGAAUCCCAGAAACUGAACAGGCCUUGUGAAAAUCGUGCUCCUUGUGUCAAUGCUCGCCCUGCAGAUCACACCCUCAAGGGCCAUAUUAAACAGCAAACAGGAAGGUCCUUCACCUUGGCUUAACCCUCUGCGCGAUUCAAAGGGUCUCGAAAGUAUCCCCGAAACAAGCACGUAGCACAUCAUGGAACAUGAUCUGUGAGAGUAAUCUGUAGGCGGCAUUAAUAGGCAAGAUACCUCGGUUGUUGCGGCACUCUAGUUUGCCACAUAUCUUGUAGAUGAUACGACUCCCUCCAUCCACUCGUUUGCCAGCCCUUUCGGAGAAAGAGGGUACUUCGGACUGCCAAUCCUCAGAAAGCUCCGAUGUUGAUGCAUCGCUGGCCGUUGUCGUUCGUCAUGGUAUGCAGGCUGUGCGGGCCGAUCACCGGCUUGUAUGUCUUCCCUACCGAUCUGAGCGUUCAGGGCAGUGUACAUUGUCUAUAAAGCCGGUACCCAUCUCAUUGGUUGUGCCACCGCUCUGGUAGUACUGUACCCCGCGUCCACAAAUCCUCCAUACCUUCUCUCCUUUCCGGCAAGGCUCCUGGAGCGCAACGAUGUCUAAGUGGCGGGGUUCUAGCUGAUCCAGUAGAAUUCGGUCGUUCAGCGACCUAUAUGUACCGAGCUUCCAAUCAUCGUCCUUUUUUCGUCGCCUAGGUCGUUGUCGAUUGUUCCGAUCCGUAUUCAAUUCUUGAUUGUUCGUAGUAUUUCAAUAUUUCGUCAUGCUGCCUAGGCUGCCUGCGGAUGCCUAGUCUCGCGCCGGAGCUGCCGUCUUGGAUAUAGUAGGCGAAACACCGUAUUUCAGAAUUCUGCUGUCUGCUCCGGAUCAGACGCUGUUUGAGCCGCCUCUAAAAUGGAAAACAGACGCUCAGGCAAGCUGCGCUCCUAAGAGAACAGCCCACCCUCUUCUCUGUCAGCAUAUGAUCAAGUUCCCACCGGUUCACCGAUCUUUCCUGGGUUGCGUUAGAAGUUGCUGGGCGUUCUGCUUUGCACCACACUGGAGUCUAUUAGCCAACUAGAACAGGUGUACUGCUGGUACGUACUGUUCAGCCGUUGUACCGAUUUAAAAGGCGAGUUACCGUAGAUUCAAAAUUUCAAAGUUACCGUGUGCAAAAUUUCUCUACGCCUCUUCUGUUUUUCCGAAUCCAUCUUCGCAACGAUUGCACUAGCAACCGAGUGCAACUUACACAGUGUCAACAAUACACAUUGAACAAAUUUCACCUGAAUGUUUAAUAGAAAAUACCCAAUGAGAAAAAGUUAUAAUCAUAAUCUUCCAUCGGAAAUUCACGUUCCUGGAGCGCUCACAAUCAACAAGUGCUUCAUUUUUUUGGUAGAUCCCAUUUACUACUUCUCUAUGGACGUGACAUCUCGGUCAUCUGCGUUGCUGACCAAAUAACGGGUUUGGGCCACCGACCCGCCAUCGAAAGCGGCGGCCUCUUGCUCACAGCUAGAGAUUAUUCAGUUGUUUUAAGUAUAGAAGAAAUUGAUUGACGGUUAACUCAUUUAAUUUUUUUCGAAGAAGUUAUUUUUCCUUAAAUUUAGUACAUUUGAAAAAACAAGUAUUUUCGUCUAAAUUUGUUCGAUUACCGGGGGUUUUCUGGGAAUAUGUCGUACAAUCAUUCUUAUGUCCCUUUUAAUUCUCAAUUUAACCGCCACACAAACAUUAUCUCAAGUAAAAACGUAGAAACGUCGUUGCAUUCGCUCAUGGCGUCCAGAAGCGUCAUACGAUAAAAAAACAAAACCUCUUAUGAAGUUCGUGUUGUUAUAGUUGUUUGAUGCUAUUUUUAGAUACUCUCCGAAGAAACGGAUCUUUCCAGCCGAUAAAAACAAAUCAUCAGAAACAUCACACUGUUGGUUGUUAAGAAAUAAAAGACUUUCUGAUUAGACUAUAAGCAGGCACACAAAACAGACACGAAUUGAUGAACAAAAACACACACACACAAACACUUGUUUCCAGUUUCGAAUCGAAACGCGCAAUUAGAACACCGGUAGGUUGACAGGAUAUUAUCAGGAAUUCGCUUCCAGCUGGUACUGCAUCAGCAGACGGGAGAAGUGGAAGCUCGCGGGAGAACCCAACUUAAAAGUGAUAUUUAAACUUAACAAAAAAAAACACAUAACUUACAUUAAGCUAAACAACAAAACAGCUAUGACAUAAAAAUAAAUACUAUUGUAACUAUCGAUCAAAACAAGCGACAGUGAAACAACUGAAUGGAAUGAAAUUGCUAGUCACUAGAAGCAAUAAAAACCGAUUCUCGAUAACUCGAAGACGUCACUUUUUGGUUCAGUAAUUUCAGAA